AUGAGCCGAGCCCCUUUAUUGUCAACCCCCAAGCCUGGAGACGUCCUCACCAUCUACCUCUCCGUCUCGACCACAAUAGUUAGCUCAGUGCUCAUCCGACCACAUGAAGGUGCUGAACAUCCAGUGCACUAUGUUAGUAAGGCCCUACAAGAUGCAGAGGUUCGGUACUCAGAUAUUGAGAAGCUGGCCUUUGCUCUGGUGGUGUCAGCCAGACGCCUCAGACCAUACUUCCAAGCAUAUACCAUUCAUGUCCUAAUCAACCAACCACUAAGGGAGGUAUUACAGAAACCAGAGACUUUUGGUAGGCUGAUUAAGUGGGCCAUUGAGCUUGCUGAGUUUGAUAUCCACUAUAAACCUCGCCCAGCUACAAAGGGACAGGGAUGUGGGGCCGGCCUUGUUCUCAUCUCCCCAGAUAAAGUCGUCAUUGAAUACGCCCCCCGCUUCAAAUUCCACGCCUCCAACAAUGUCGCUAAAUACGAAGCACUCUUAGCUGGCCUUUGGCUAGCCAAAGAGAUGGGCGCUAAACAAAUCCAGAUAUGCAGUGACUCCCAACUCGUCGUUCAUCAAGUCAACUAG
This is a messenger RNA of Prunus armeniaca (apricot), 576 nucleotides long. The record is from the annotation of a GenBank genome assembly. Lineage: Eukaryota; Viridiplantae; Streptophyta; Magnoliopsida; Rosales; Rosaceae.